ACAUUUCACUUUCUUUUUAAGUAUGCAGCUGUUAUUACUCUCUCACUACUCCUCCACUUUCUCUCUGCUCUCCAGAUCUGAUCUAAAAAAAUUUUCAGGUUUUUAGCUCCAUUUCCUAGUAAGUUGGAAAAGAUGGGUCGUGGAGUUAGCAGUGGUGGUGGGCAGAGCUCAUUGGGUUAUCUAUUUGGGAAUGGAGAAGCUCCAAAACCUGCCACAAACAAUUCCCAAGCUUCUCCAACCGAAGAACCAGCUGUCUCCAAACCUGCUCCCGCUCCUCAACCAGUAGAUAUUACCAAGCAAAUUCCUGCUGGCAUUAACAGUACUUCCGUGAACAAUUAUAUGCGUGCUGAUGGUCAGAACACUGGCAAUUUCAUUACGGAUCGACCUUCUACCAAGGUUCAUGCUGCCCCUGGAGGUGGAUCUUCUCUGGGUUACCUUUUUGGUGGGAAACCUGGGGAUAGUAAAUGAGAUUGUUCCUUAUCAUCUCUUGAUAAUGAGAGUAUUGUUUGUUUAUUGUUGGAGAAGGCAUGGAUUCUGGAUGACACCUUUUCGAUCUUUUAACAUAAGUGACGUAAAAACCCGCCGUCCCAUGUGGUGUAAUAUACAGGUCUUGUGGUUGUUGUUUGGUUUAUUCAAUCUGGAGUUCUCCAUAUUUGAUGCACAAACAUCUAUUGCAGAGCUCAGUUAAUGUGAUAAAACAAUGUUAUGUUUCUUAUGCAUAGAUCCGUCAUUUUGCCUUCUCUCUUUAUCCUACUUUAUGCAGUCUACAAUUUUGACAGAAUUUUCCUUGCGCUGUGUAUUACUAAAUGCAUC
Messenger RNA from Durio zibethinus, 813 nucleotides. It is a transcript of the gene SPR1, whose product is annotated as spiral1. NCBI's taxonomy places the organism in Eukaryota, Viridiplantae, Streptophyta, Magnoliopsida, Malvales, Malvaceae. Gene Ontology annotation, biological process: cortical microtubule organization. Gene Ontology annotation, cellular component: cortical microtubule, transverse to long axis. The record is from RefSeq and is a predicted model, not a curated record.